AUGCGGUCCUUUUUCUCAUUGGCGCUCAUCGCCUCGGCGACAGGCAUCCUCGCCUCGCCAGCAGACCCAAUGAUCACAGCCUCGCCGACCCUCGCCAAACGCGCCACGAGCUGCACCUUCUCUGGCUCCAACGGCGCCGCCUCCGCCAGCGCCUCGCAAAAGGCCUGCGCGACUAUGGUGCUGUCCGCGCUCGCCGUGCCCUCCGGCACGACUCUGGACCUGAGCGACCUAGCCGACGACACCACCGUGAUCUUCGAAGGCGAAACAACCUGGGGCUACAAAGAAUGGUCGGGCCCGCUGCUCCAGAUCUCCGGCAAGGGGAUCAAAGUGCAAGGCGCGUCGGGGGCGGUUCUGAACCCGGACGGCGCGCGGUGGUGGGACGGAGAGGGCAGCAACGGGGGCAAGACGAAGCCGAAGUUCUUCUACGCGCACGACCUGAGCGACGCGAGCAUCACGGAUCUGCACAUCACGAACACGCCCGUGCAGGCCGUCAGCAUCAACGGGUGCGACGGGCUCACGGUCACGGAUAUGACGAUCGACAACUCGGCGGGGGAUAGCGCCGGCGGGCAUAAUACGGACGGAUUCGAUAUCGGCUCUAGCUCGGAUGUGACCAUUACCGGGGCCAAGGUGUAUAACCAGGACGAUUGUGUGGCGGUGAACUCGGGGACGGGGGUGACGUUUAGUGGCGGGCUCGACGAAUGGUAUGUUAUGUGA
Molecule: messenger RNA, 714 nt
Organism: Aspergillus terreus NIH2624
Lineage: Eukaryota; Fungi; Ascomycota; Eurotiomycetes; Eurotiales; Aspergillaceae
Product: polygalacturonase-4 precursor
Exons: 3
Coding region: 1-714 (237 amino acids)
Biological process (GO): pectin catabolic process
Cellular component (GO): extracellular region
Molecular function (GO): polygalacturonase activity
Source: RefSeq, a predicted model, not a curated record